Mangifera indica (mango) is the source of this 2709-nucleotide messenger RNA. Its product is annotated as two-component response regulator ORR21-like. Gene Ontology annotation, molecular function: DNA binding; DNA-binding transcription factor activity. Gene Ontology annotation, biological process: cytokinin-activated signaling pathway; phosphorelay signal transduction system. Bases 343 to 2331 code for a protein of 662 amino acids. The transcript has 6 exons. The record is from RefSeq and is a predicted model, not a curated record. NCBI's taxonomy places the organism in Eukaryota, Viridiplantae, Streptophyta, Magnoliopsida, Sapindales, Anacardiaceae.
UAUUUAUAAAACUCGUUCGUUCCCAAUUCCCACUCACUGAACAGUCUCUCCGCUCGGUCCCCUCAACUCGAAGCUUAAAAUAAUUCAUCUAAAUCACUACAAAAUUUCUCAAAUUUGGCGGCAAAACAGCCAAAGUUUCUUGCUUGCUUAAAGAUUCGAUCCUUUUUAAUAUCCAAAAUAUCUUCAAUUUACUCCACUUCCGUCCGAAUUCUAGGGUUUAUAUUCCUUUUCGAACAUCUCACUUCAGUACUCCGUAAUUCGAAUGCUCAGCGAUGAGUUUCAUGUCUUUGAUUGCUGACUUCGAGUGAGAAAUUUUGUUGUUGUUGUUGUUGUUGUGUGAUCAUGGCUGCCUUGCAGAGGCUAGGGCAAUCCAGUGCCGGUGGCUAUGGGGCUUCUUGUAAUGGAGCUGACAUGGCCGUUCCUGAUCAGUUUCCUGCUGGUUUACGGGUUCUUGUCGUGGAUGAUGACCAUGCUUGUUUGAAAAUUGUUGAGCAGAUGCUUCGCCGGUGUCUUUAUCAGGUUACAACAUGCUCCCAGGCUACUGUUGCCUUGAACACUUUAAGGCAGAGUAAAGGCUCUUUUGAUGUAGUACUGAGUGAUGUUCACAUGCCUGAUAUGGAUGGCUAUAAACUCCUUGAACAUAUUGGGCUUGAAAUGGAUCUUCCUGUUAUCAUGAUGUCUGCUGAUGGAAGAGUAUCUGCUGUUAUGAGGGGAAUAAAACAUGGGGCUUGUGAUUACUUGAUUAAGCCUAUACGUGAGGAAGAGCUUAAAAAUUUAUGGCAGCAUGUUGUCCGGAAAAGGUGGAAUGAAAAUAAAGACAUUGAGCAUUCAGGAGGCAGCUUUGAUGAGAAUGAUCACCAAAAGAGAGCAAGUGGUGAAGUUGAAUAUGCUUCUUCUGUUGAUGAAGGAGCAGAAGGAACAUUGAAAGCUCAGAAGAAGAGAAGCACUGCUAAAGAAGAAGAUGAUGGGGAACUGGAAGACGAUGAUCCUUCCACAGCAAAGAAACCUCGUGUAGUGUGGUCGGUGGAACUGCAUCAGCAGUUUGUCGGUGCAGUAAAUCAGCUUGGGAUUGAUAAGGCUGUUCCAAAGAGAAUUCUUGAAUUGAUGAAUGUACCUGGCUUAACUAGAGAAAACGUUGCAAGUCAUUUGCAGGAUAAUAUAUUGCAGAAAUUCAGACUAUAUUUGAAGAGAUUAAGUGGAGUGGCUCAACAAGGAGGGAUUUCUAGUUCUUUCUGUGGGCCUGUAGAACCGAAUCUGAAACUUGGUUCACUUGGACGGUUUGACAUACAAGCUUUGGCUGCCUCUGGACAAAUUCCUCCACAAACAUUAGCAGCCCUGCAUGCUGAACUUUUAGGUCGUCCAACAGGUAACUUAGUUACAGCGACGGAGCAGCCAACUCUUCUACAGGCAUCUAUACAAGGAUCCAAGUGUAUUCCAUCUGAAAUUAGUGCAAAUUUUGGUCAGCCAUUAAGUAAAUGCCCAUCCAACAUUUCGAAAAAUUUCUCUCAAUCCAUAAUAUCUGUUGAUGAUAUAGCUCCAGGGUUUGGAUUGUGGUCACCUAAUAACCUUGGUACAGGUACAGUGACAGCUUGUAGCACUCUUGGUGGAUUGAAUCCCCAAAACGGUAACAUGCUGCUUGAUAUGCUGCACCAGCAGCAGCAAUUUCAACGACAACAUUCUACACCAUCUGAACCCAGCUGUUCAAUUAAUGUGCAGCCUUCUUGUCUUGUGGUCCCAUCUCGGUUAUCAACUGGUUUUCAGGCAGGAAAUAGCCCUGCUUCUGUCAAUCAGAAUUUCAGCUAUAAUAGAAGCGCCGUUAUUGAUUAUAGUCUUCUUUCAAGUUCGAAUAACUCAGUUAAUAUUGGGCAAGUGUCUGAUUGUGAUUUAAAAACUACAAGUGUUCUUACUGGUUACUCAGCUGCAGCUUCCAUUUCUCCUGCAUCAUCUUGCUCGGUAAAUGCUGAUAAUGGUGCAAAUCAGCAAGUUCAUAAUUCAAUCACAUUUAGAGCUGCCAGGCAAGUACAAGGGCUUGUUCCUAAUGUUGCAGAUAUCGAAACUUCUUACGGUGUUAAAUCAGGUGAAGUGCUUGAUCAAGGACUAUUAAGAAAUCUAGGACUCAUUGGUAAAGGCAUAUGCUUUCCAAGUCGCCUGGCAAUUGAUGAACUUGAAUCACAGAUGAACAACUUAAACCAUGAGAAACUCUAUUUGAAUACCAAUAGUAACAGAGUCAAGGAGGAACCAAAUUUGGAAUAUGUGGAUAAUGCGAAAGUGGGUGUCCCAUUGUUAACACAAUAUACCCCAAAUGAUCUCAUGAGUGUUUUCACAGAUUAGGCUUUCGAUGUGUGUUGAGUGAAUUUGAAGGAAGAUGAAAGAUUGAAGUCAGCGUUGUUUCUUUAAGGUAGAUCUAAUUCAGAGUGUGUGCAUCAAACCCAGGUGCAGUGGCAGUGGCUGUAUUUAGCCUCUUAGCAGCACAUCUGCAACUUGUUUGUAUAUUUUAUCAAGUGCUUGGACUGGUUGUGGUUCUAUUUCUACACAGCAGCCAUUGAAUUGAAGUAGUGUAGUAUUAUUGUUAGUGUCUUGGUAAAAUAAAUAAUGGUAGACUCUCAACUUAGCUUGUUUUAUCCAUUCACAUAGGGGCUUCUCGCCUCGUAAUUAUAUGUAUUUAUUUGUGUCUGAUGCUAUGAACGCUGUUCUAUUUAAUCUUUUCAA